UAAUACUUUUCGUAUUCUGCUCUUUUAUCUACACACAUAUCGGAAAUCAAAUCAAAUUUAGGUCUGGUACAAAAUGCCAUAUCUGUACGGUAUUGCGGACACCAAGUUUCUGGUGAAGAAACUCAAGAAGAAGGUGCGCACCAGUGUGCCGCCUAUCAAGUUUCGACGCAACGAGUUCCUCAAGGAACGCCCCAAGGUCGAACUCGAUGAUGUUCCUAUUCAGUUCCGUGCCACGCCUGCUUCCCUCGUGGAACUGUGCGUCAGUGUGGUGGAUAAGCUGCCGAUUCCAUCGAUCUAUGAGUGGAAUGAGAUGGAUAUAAGGCGUUGGAUCAAGAGAUAUGGUUAUCCCGAAUAUAUGAACACUUUUCGCGUUAACUUGAUCACGGGGCGUAAGCUGCUGCUGGUGGAUGCCUCCGCUAUGUCGGCCAUGAAUAUCAAGGACUUUGACCACAUUCGUCACAUUUCUUAUGGUAUCCGCAGCCUGUUCCACUUCGAGCUGGCCAAAUUCUCGCGCAGCAUCACCCUGCCCGAUGAGGAGCCAAAUGAGCUUUACCUGCUGUUCCACACCCAGACAGGAGUCAACUACGACGAGGUGCGUCGCUCGGAUUUGUAUCGCCGCAUGCAGGUGAUACGUCAGCGUUCCCAGAACCUGGACCACUGGGAUCUGCUGGAGCUGUGGCUGCGCCGCGAGCGAGAGCACAACUACACGGAGCUGCUGGGCAUGAUACCGCGCUUCAGCAUGUACAAGUGCAAGAAAGCGCCGCCAAUGGAGCCACCAGAAGUACAUCCCGAGGAUGUCAUGUGCAAAAACUGCAUUCCGCCCUGCGACUGUGACUGGACGGAGCGUGACCUGCGUCUGCCCUGGCGCCUCAACGUCCUAGCGCCACAGCUGACUUUGACCCGAAGCAAAUGGAUCGCCAUGGAGAAGAUCUGCACAGCGUGUAUUCCACCCUGCGAGUGCCGCUGGCCGCCGCGCUACUAUCUCACUGGCACGGUCAUCAAGUGUCUGCAGCAGAAGUUCCCCGAGAAGUUCUGUCCCAUCUUCGACGAGCGCAUGCGGGCCUCGGCGCGACCCAGUCUCGUGGAGCGUUGGACACGUUUCUCCAUUUGAUUUUUCUGCCAUACAUAUUUUAUAAUGCUAA
Messenger RNA from Drosophila subobscura, 1142 nucleotides. RefSeq lists its product as uncharacterized. Lineage: Eukaryota; Metazoa; Arthropoda; Insecta; Diptera; Drosophilidae. Gene Ontology annotation, molecular function: protein binding. The record is from RefSeq and is a predicted model, not a curated record. The coding region runs from base 74 to 1111 and encodes 345 amino acids. The transcript is spliced from 2 exons.